Molecule: messenger RNA, 6702 nt
Organism: Salvia splendens (bonfire salvia)
Lineage: Eukaryota; Viridiplantae; Streptophyta; Magnoliopsida; Lamiales; Lamiaceae
Product: E3 ubiquitin-protein ligase PRT6
Exons: 20
Coding region: 284-6307 (2007 amino acids)
Biological process (GO): ubiquitin-dependent protein catabolic process via the N-end rule pathway; protein ubiquitination
Cellular component (GO): ubiquitin ligase complex; cytoplasm
Molecular function (GO): zinc ion binding; ubiquitin protein ligase activity
Source: RefSeq, a predicted model, not a curated record
UCCAGUGAGGUAUACGCUACACCGUCAUUUCCCUUUACAACUCAAGCAGCGACACGUGCAAACCCAGCCAUCUACAAACACACACUCCAAAAUCUGGAAGAUCAUCGAAUUCUCGCAUAGGGUUUUUAGAUUAUUCGUUGCGAAUCGCAAAAUUGAUGCACUUUCUGGCACCUCUUUAUAUGUGUUUGGGCGUCUGGAGUGAGGCUGAGCUUCAGUCCUGGAGAGUGAUACCUGCAGAUUUAACAACUGUUCUUGCAUCGAUCGGGUUAGGAAGCUGUUUCAAAUGGCGACUGAUUCGCCGCCGGAAUCCGCCGUUGUGACGCACUCUGAUCUCCUUAUUCAGAGGCUUUCGCGGCUGGAUAUUCCUAGGGAUAAACUGAACCUAGGACCUCGAGGCAUUGUUGAGUUUGCAAGGAGUAACAGAUCCCUUGUUGGACAGUUGGUUUCCGCUAUAUUACCAGCUGAAGAGGAGGUGGAUACUGAUACAUUUCACGAGAGUGAGGUUUGGUUGCAGUGGUUGAUGUUUGAGGAUGAGCCGCAAGUGGCACUGGAGCAGCUGGAGAAAAUGAGUGAUAAUGAGCGAGGUGUUUGUGGGGCUGUUUGGGGGAAUAAUGAUAUUGCAUAUCGCUGCCGGACAUGUGAGCAUGACCCUACUUGUGCGAUUUGUGUUCCUUGUUUUGAGAAUGGAAAUCACAAGGACCACGACUACUCUGUCAUAUAUACUGGUGGGGGGUGCUGUGAUUGUGGGGACAUUACUGCAUGGAAACGUGAAGGAUUUUGUUCAAAACACAAAGGUGCUGAGCAGAUUCAACCACUCCCCAAGCAUGUUGCAGAAUCGUUGGGGCCUGUCCUGGAUUCUUUACUUAUUUACUGGAAAGAAAAAUUACUUUCUGCAAGAAAUGUCUCCGAACAGGGUCCUAGAGUGGUUGGUCAUGCUGCUGAAAAGUGUGCGGAGGAGCUGACCUCCAGUGUGGUGGGGAUGCUUUUGGAUUUCUGUAAACACAGUGAAAGUUUGCUAAGUUUUAUUUCUCAGAGAGUAUAUUAUUCAGCAGGUUUAUUGGAUGUUCUGCUGAGGUCUGAGAGGUUCAUGAACGCUAAUGUGGUUGCGAAGCUCCAAGAGCUACUUCUCAAAAUGUUAGGGGAACCAAUAUUUAAAUAUGAAUUUUCUAAAGUUUUUGUACUAUAUUACCCAUGUAUCGUAACUGCAGCCAUAAAUGAGGGCACUGACACUGCUUUGAAAAAGUAUCCACUUUUGUCGACAUUCUCCGUCCAAAUUUUGACUGUACCAACUCUUACCCCACGUCUUGUAGAGGAAAUGAAUCUGCUAGGUAUGCUGUUGCAAUGUUUGGGAAGUAUAUUCACUCAUUGCUCUGAUGAAGAUGGAAAACUGCUGGUUAAUAAGUGGGCACACCUAUAUGAAACUACUAUUCGCGUGGUUGAAGAUAUUAGAUUUGUCAUGAGCCAUUCUGUUGUACCCAAUUAUCUAUGCCAACGCAGACGAGAUCUGGUUAGAGUUUGGAUGAGACUCUUGGCUUCCGUACAAGGCAUGAACACUCAAAAGAGAGAGACGGGCAGUCACGUAGAAGAUGAAAACGAGAAUGUUCAUUUGCCUUUUGCUUUAUGUCAUUCCAUAUCUAGCAUUCUUUCUCUUCAAGUGGCUGGGGCCUUCUCAGUCAGUGUUAACGAUGAUAAUAAAACAUUUAUCAGCAUGUAUAAACAACAUCAUGAAGACCAAGACAGCCUGAGACAUGCCAAAGUAGGAAGGCUAUCUCAAGAAAGCUCCGUCAGUAGUACUACAGUAAAGGGUGCAGUUGGCCAUGAGGUCAAGGCUAUUGAUAGUUUUCCUGUCCCAUCAUCUGCUUUGUGGUUAGUAUAUGAGUGCUUGAGAUCUCUUGAGAGUUGGCUGGGACUCGACAACACAUUGGGUCCUCUCAAUGCAUUGUCUCUGAAGACAAGUGAUGGCUCUGGCAAUAACUUUUUGGCUUUAAAAAGAACUCUCUCGAGGUUUAGAAGAGGCAGACACAUAUUUAAAUCAUCCACUUCAUCAGGGUUUGACAGUAGCCAGCCUGUGGGACAACUAAGGAAUUGUGGUACUGAUGAUAACAUCAUCGAAGGAGAGAGUUCUUCCGAACCAGAAGGAUUGCGAGUUCUGAGUUUAUCAGAUUGGCCUGACAUCACAUAUGAUGUUGGAUCACAGGAAAUAUCUGUACACAUUCCGCUGCACCGACUCCUGUCAAUGCUUUUGCGGAGGGCACUUAAAGAAAGUUUCGGUGAAGGAUCGUUGCGCGUCCUGAGUACUGAUUCUGUUUCUGCAGAUCACUCAUUUGUCAGACAUGGUGAUUUCCUUUGCCAGAUUCUGGAUGGAUCCCACCCUUAUGGGUUUUCUUCCUUUGUCAUGGAGCAUCCCCUGCGAAUAAGGGUGUUCUGUGCACAGGUUCAUGCUGGAAUGUGGCGCAGUAAUGGGGAUGCUCCCUUAUUAUUUAGUGAGUGGUACCGUGCAGUCCGCUGGUCGGAGCAAGGCCAAGAACCUGAUCUCUUCUUGCUACAGUGUUGUGCUGCUUUAGCUCCACCAGAUCUUUUUGUCCAAAGAAUCCUUGAACGUUUUGGGCUAUCAAACUAUAUCACUCUUAAUACUGAUCAGUCUAGUGAGCAUGAACCGACCCUAGUUACUGAAAUGCUCACUCUUCUGAUACAAAUUGUGAAAGAGCGAAGAUUUUGUGGGCUGACAACUGCCGAGUGCUUACAAAGAGAGUUGGUAUACAAGCUUGCUAUUGGAGAUGCUACUCGAAGUCAGCUUGUGAAGUCUCUUCCUCGAGAUCUUUCAGAAGCUGACGAAUUUCAAGAAGUGUUGGAUAGAGUUGCCGAAUAUUCUCACCCAUCUGGCAUGACACAGGGCAUGUAUAAACUAAGAUCGUCAUACUGGAAGGACCUUGAUUUAUAUCAUCCUCGCUGGAACUUGAGAGAUCAACAAGCAGCAGAAGAGAGAUACUUGUUGUUUUGUAAUGUUUCGGCGAUGUCCGCCCAACUUCCUAGAUGGACAAAAAUUUAUCCUCCUCUCAGGGGCAUAGCUAAAAUAGCUACCUGUAAGACACUUCUCCAAAUUGUCCGUGCAGUUCUGUUUUAUGGUGUUUUCUCUGACAAGCUUGCUACCCCGCGUGCUCUGGAUGGUGUCCUAUUAACUGCAUUGCAUUUGUUGGCCCUUGCACUGGAUGUCUGUCGAUUGCAGAAAGAAUUGGGUGACCCAUUUUGUUAUGUGGGUGACAUCAUUCCAGUUUUGGCAUUUGCCAGUGAAGAAAUACCUACCAGCAAGUAUGGUGAUCAGAGCUUGUUGUCAAUCCUUGUCAUUUUGAUGCGGACGCAUGAGAAAGAAAAUGCACAAAACUUCAUGGAAGCUGGGGAUUUUAAUCUGUCAUCUGUAGUUAUGGGUUUAAUCAAGGCCUUUGUGGCACUUGAACCAGCAUGCAUGACCAAAUUGCAGAAACUUGCACCACAAUUAGCUAAUAAAUUUUCAAAAUCUAUUUCGAAUGAUAAUGCUAGCGACAUGGAUUUAUCAGAUUGUGAAAAACGCAAAGCAAAGUCUCGUGAGAGACAAACUGCUAUAUUGGAAAAGAUGAGAGCCCAGCAAUCCAAGUUUCUGGAGAGCUUUAAUUCCAGCAAAGAUGAUGAGAUGGAAGAUGCCAACCCCGAGCAAGAAGUAUGUGAUUCUGAAGUUAGUAAUGACACCCAGGAGUCCGCUCAAGUAACCUGCUCCCUGUGCCAUGAUCCUAAGUCUAAGAAUCCAGUAUCAUACUUGGUUCUUCUCCAAAAAUCCAGGCUAUUGAGUUUGGUUGAACAUGGCCCUCCUUUAUGGGAUCGAGUUAGCCGGUCUGGUAAAGAGCUUGUCUUGGAUGAUAAGACCCCGAUCAAUAUUUUAUCACAAAGCAGUGUCCCUGAUAGCUCAGAGGUCUCGUUGUCUCAGUUCAAAAAUAUGGUUCAGAGUGCUCUAAAUGAUUUUGCUUCUACUGGACAACCGCAGGAAGUGAAUGCUUUUACGGAGUAUGUCAAAGCACAAUUCCCUACCAUUAAGAAUAUUCAACUACCUUCUGUUUUGAAGGACACAAGGGAGAGCAAAACAUCAUCUUUUGGGACAUUGGAACAGGAUAUGUAUCUGUCAAUAAGAAGGUUCCAAUCCAGUACAAAUGGUUCCGAUUCUCGCAAAGAUGCUGAAAAUUGUUCAACCACUGGAAGCAGUAGCAAAAGAAGCGGCUGUUCCGAAUCUCUUCUGUUUGGUAAAUACAUGGCUGGUUUGUCGAAAGAGCCACAGGAUAACCCUUUGGCUUCACAGAACGGCUCUUGCAGCGAUUGGAUGAAAUUGAAAUCUGGUGUACUGCAUCCCGGAUAUGAUAACUUUAGGCCGACUGAUGCUGAUGGAAUUUAUGUUUCUUCAUGUGGACAUGCUGUGCAUAAAGUAUGUCUGGAUCGCUAUUUAUCAUCACUAAGGGAGAGAUUCAAUAGAAGAAUUGUAUUUGAAGGGGGCCACAUUGUGGAUCCAGAACAGGGAGAGUUCCUUUGUCCGGUGUGUCGGGGACUUGCUAAUUCUGUACUGCCAGUUUUGCCAGGAGAUAAAACAAGGAUACCUCAGCCGUCUGCUGGUUCAACCAUUAAUUUUACAGGUGUGAGUAGCCAUUUAAAUUUCUCCGCCACCGGCCAUUCUCUUCGCCUCCAAGAUGCUUUAUCACUCUUACAAACAGCUGCAAAUAUUGCUGGAGAUCAGGAGAGUCUAAAAAUUGUACCAACACGAAAGUUAACGAUAAAGCCAAAUCUUGAACCUAUCAUUCGUUUGUUAUGUGCGAUGUAUUAUCCUAAACAAGCUAAGAUUUUAGAGACUGGUAGGGUAAGUCAUCCAUUGAUUAUAUGGGACACGCUGAAGUACUCCCUUAUCUCAGCUGAAAUUGCAGCUCGAUCUAGAAAGAAUUCAUUGAGUCCAAAUUACAGCAUUGGUUCUUUAUACAAGGAGCUCCAGUCUUCCAGUGGUUUUAUUUUAUCCUUGCUGUUAGAUGUUACUCAAAGCACAAAGACAACUCCUCAGGCUGUCUUACUAAGAUUUCAAGGCAUCCAGCUGUUUGCUAAGUCCCUAAUGCCUGGUACUAAUCCAAAUGGAUUGUCCAGUUUUCCUACCCAGCAUGGAGAUACUAUGCUUUAUAUCUUGGAAAAUGCUGAAUUGGAAGCUGAGUAUCCCGAUAUUCAACUAUGGAGACAAGCACAUGAACCUAUUAUUGCUCAUGAUGCCUUUUCAUCAUUUAUGUGGACACUAUUCUGUCUUCCAUGGCCGAUGUUAUCUUGCAAGGAAUCUUAUUUGUCCCUUGUACAUGUUUUCUAUGUUGUUUCCAUAACCCAGGCUAUACUUGCAUGCUAUAGCACACAGAAAAGCAUUCAAACUGAAGUGGAGGUCUCUGAUAAUUUAAUGUCCGACAUACACCGAUUGAUUGGGAAGCAUCAAGAAGCUAUGAAGUUUUUCAAGUCCAACCUUGCUGAUUCUUCACAUAAUAUCUAUGAUUCGAUUCGCAUUUUGACAUUUCCUUACUUGCGAAGAUGUGCCCUGCUUUGGAAAUUAAUAAACUCCUCUAGCAUGAUGCCAUUUGGUGAUGAGGCCCAUGCCUGGGAUAGAUCUCCAUGUACACUUGAUGACAUGGAGUAUGUAACCAAUGUGAUGGAAGAGCUUCUGGAGGUUGGGGAACUGGAGAAGAUGUUCGAUAUUCCCACCUUGGACAUCAUCAUCAAUGAUGAAGUAUCAAGAUCAACAGCUUCCAGAUGGGUGGGCCAUUUCUGCGAAGUGUUUGAAGCUCAUAAAUCUUCUCAGGCUUUGAGAUGUACUCCAGCAGUCCCAUUUAAGCUGAUGCUUUUGCCUCAUGUGUACCAUGAUCUGUUGCAAAGGUAUUUUAGGAAGUGUUGCCCUGCAUGUGGAGUUUUGAUGGAGGAGCCUGCACUGUGCUUACUUUGUGGUACAUUAUGCUCUCCAAACUGGAAAACUUGCUGCAGAGCAAGCACUUGUAAGACACAUGCAUUGGAUUGCGGUGCAGGCAUCGGAGUCUUCCUUCUAAUUAGAAGGACCACAAUAUUGCUUCAGAGAUCUGCACGCCAGGCGCCUUGGCCUUCUCCUUACUUGGAUGCAUUUGGUGAAGAGGAUGUUGAAAUGCAUCGGGGGAAACCACUGUUUCUAAGCCAAGAACGAUAUGCAGCUUUAACACAUAUGGUGGCUUCUCAUGGGCUUGAUCGAAGCUCAAAGGUGCUUCGACAAACAACAAUCGGUUCCUUUUUCAUGUUUUAGGCCGUGGAUGUGAAUAACCUGAUAUUCUUCUGAUGAGGUAGUAUAGCAUUCAGAUUCUUGAAUCGGAAAUUAUCUAAAUUUCAUGAUUCAAGUUUCAAUACAAGAUCAGGAAAUCAGUGGCAGCCUUUGAUACUCAACUGUACAGACUUGAUAUAGAGGUUAUAUAUCGUGAUACUAUUUACAUGUGGUUAUCUUCCAACUGGAAUGCGUUACUGGCUGUGGUGUUCUGGUGAACGUCGAUUUCCUCCUGAUCAGUAGAGAGAUAUAUACGAAUAUAUAAUGUCUCAUGUACAGGAAUUUCUCUACUUUCUCUGUGGAUUUUGGGACGAAGAUGGUUUUUUUUUUAUGUAAAUUGUAUAUGGAUGUCUUUAUUUGAAUGUACGAAUCUUCUGCCA